GUUGCGUUCGCUACUGCCAUGGCCGCUGCAGCGUUGGCGGCUGCCUAUGCCGACGACUUCUGCGACCAGUGGGGCACCACAACCACGGACAACUACAUCAUCUACAACAACCUGUGGGGCGAGAGCUACGCCACGUCGGGCAGUCAGUGCACUGGCCUGGACAGCAGCAGCGGCUCCACGGUUGCGUGGCACACCAACUGGACGUGGACCGGCGCAUCGUCCAAUGUCAAGUCGUUCGCCAACGCCGCCCUCCAGUUUGACGCUGUGCAGCUCUCCAGCGUCUCGUCCAUCCCGACGACCAUGGAGUACUCGCUCGAGUACAGCGGGAACAUCGCCGCCGAUGUUUCGUACGAUUUGUUCACGGCCUCGACAUCCACCGGCGACAAUGAGUUCGAGAUUAUGAUCUGGCUGGCUGCUCUUGGUGGCGCAGGCCCCAUUUCGAGCACGGGCUCCGCUGUAGCCACGACGACCAUCGCGGACACCUCGUUCAGUCUGUACACCGGAGCUAACGGUGACACGACAGUGUACUCAUUUGUGGCUUCCGACACAGUCAAGAGCUUUUCAGGCGACCUCAUGGACUUCUUCACGUACCUCAUUGAUAACGAGGGCUUCUCUUCGAGCCAGUACCUGAACACUGUUCAGGCCGGCACGGAGCUUUUCACCGGCACCGACGUAACUCUGACGGUGUCGUCUUACUCGGCCGCAGUCAAC
This is a messenger RNA of Phytophthora sojae, 711 nucleotides long. RefSeq names its product putative glycoside hydrolase family 12 protein. The transcript has a single exon. The record is from RefSeq and is a predicted model, not a curated record. The annotation marks the transcript as partial. Gene Ontology annotation, molecular function: cellulase activity. Gene Ontology annotation, biological process: polysaccharide catabolic process. Lineage: Eukaryota; Oomycota; Peronosporomycetes; Peronosporales; Peronosporaceae.